ACGAUAUAUUCUGCAGUCGUAGCGACACACGGUCGAGAGCGGCAUCAAGAUAGUUCGUUGCAUGACGGAAGGAUUUAUGACACCGAUAUAGAUUAAGCGCCUGAUGCAGGCGCUUGAUGGUUGUUGAUGCGAUGUUUCAUGUGCUUGUUCCUUCGGUGCAGUGAGCCGUUCUUACUACGAGCAGUCAACGCAGCCGGAUCCGACUUUGACCAACAGCAUGGUGGCUUCUACAGCUACCAAUUCUGGAUCAAACCAGCCGACGGAACGAUCAAGACUACGACUGUUCCAUUCACCAUCGUAUCAACGAAAGCGGAUCUUGCACCCACAGCAUCUGCUCCUUCGGCAUCAUCCUCAACCUCGUCUGCAACCUCCAGCUCCGCUGCAACAAGCUCACGCUCCACUGCAUCUGAUGUUCUCGAACCGACAAGCGUUCAUACAACAACCAGUGCCAUUGCACCCACAAUCAGCUCUGCCGAUACCAAUGAAUCCACACCAGCCGAGAACUCCAGCUCCAGCACAGCGCCAGCACUGUCGAUUGGUGUAGGAGUCGGUGCAGGAGUAGCAGCCGCGCUAAUCUGCCUCGGUGGGGUCUUCCUCUGGCGUCGACACCAUCGCAAGAUCAAAGAUACACACCCACGGCCGCCCCCGAUCGAGAUGUAUGGACAGGGCUGGCAAAAGCAUUACGAGACUUCUGUCAUGUAUCCCCCAUCAAGGAUGGCUUCGUCGUCCAAGUCCAUGGCACCGGCGGAGGCACCAGGCUGGCCUAUGGACCCUUAUGAGUUGCCGGCACAGACGCCUAGAGGGCUGGGAGUGCAUCGAUGAAGGCAAUGGAUUGGACUACGCUUAGAUGAUAAUGUAUGAUUGGUGCUCGAUGUUUUCAGGUUAGAAUGUGCAAUCUCAGCGUUUGUUGUUCUUGUUCGCGACUGUUAUCAUGGUUGUGGUCCUGGAUUUGUGCGAUCUC
This is a messenger RNA of Aureobasidium pullulans EXF-150, 961 nucleotides long. RefSeq lists its product as uncharacterized. The record is from RefSeq and is a predicted model, not a curated record. The transcript has a single exon. NCBI's taxonomy places the organism in Eukaryota, Fungi, Ascomycota, Dothideomycetes, Dothideales, Saccotheciaceae. The coding region runs from base 127 to 822 and encodes 231 amino acids.